Molecule: messenger RNA, 1403 nt
Organism: Charadrius vociferus (killdeer)
Lineage: Eukaryota; Metazoa; Chordata; Aves; Charadriiformes; Charadriidae
Gene: TRAF2
Product: TNF receptor-associated factor 2
Exons: 9
Coding region: 24-1403 (459 amino acids)
Biological process (GO): tumor necrosis factor-mediated signaling pathway; regulation of apoptotic process; positive regulation of JNK cascade
Cellular component (GO): cytoplasmic side of plasma membrane; cytosol; plasma membrane signaling receptor complex
Molecular function (GO): ubiquitin protein ligase binding; zinc ion binding; tumor necrosis factor receptor binding
Source: RefSeq, a predicted model, not a curated record
UACAGCCAGAAUUUUUCGUUCACAUGGCAGCAGCAAACUCUACUCCACCUGGCUCUUUGGAUCUAAACCAGCCUGGGUUUGCGAAGGAGAUCCUGGGAACUAAGCUGGAGGUCAAAUAUCUCUGCUCCGAUUGCAAGAACAUAUUGAGGAGGCCCUUUCAAGCUCAGUGCGGACAUCGCUACUGUUCCUAUUGUCUGAAGAAAAUCAUAAGUGCUGGACCUCAAAAAUGUGCCAGCUGUAUUCAGGAAGGAAUAUAUGAAGAAGGAAUUUCUAUUUUGGAAUCAAACUCGGCUUUCCCAGACAACGCAGCUCGUCGGGAGGUGGAAAGUUUGCCUGCUGUGUGUAUUAACAGUGGCUGCACUUGGAAGGGGACCAUUAAAGAAUACGAGGCUCAUGACGAAGUCUGCCCUGAGUUUCCGCUGACUUGCGAAGGCUGUGGGAAGAAGAUUCCAAGGGAGAAGUUUCGGGACCAUGUGAAGACUUGUGGCAGAUCUAAAGUGCCUUGCAGAUUUGACGUUGUCGGAUGUGCUGAGGUGGUGGAAAAUGAAAAGCUACCAGAACAUGAAAGCAAGUGUUUGGCGGAGCAUCUGUACAUGCUACUGAGUUUUGUGCUCAGCCUCAAGGCUGGGUCUGGAGACCUGAAGCCCCUUCCUACCCUUUCCUCGUCGCAAAACAACUCGCCAGUACUGGCAGCAAACUCUCUGUGCUCAGAGUCGGAGCUCUCCAGGUCCCUGGAGCUCUUGGGAAGAUGUGAGGCUCUUGAGAGGAAAACAGUGACCUUUGAGAACAUUGUUUGCGUGCUUUACAGCCGGCAGCAUCGACUAGACCAGGAGAAAAUUGAAACACUGAGUAACAAGGUCCGGCAGCUGGAGAGGAGCAUUGGGCUCAAAGAUCUGGCCAUGGCUGAGAUGGAGGAAAAGAUCCGCAACAUGGAAGCUUCCACCUACGAUGGUGUUUUCAUCUGGAAGAUAACCGAAUUUGCCAGGAAGCGUCAGGAGGCAAUAACAGGCCGUUCUCCUGCGAUCUUCUCUCCAGCUUUCUACACGAGCAAGUACGGCUACAAGAUGUGUCUGCGCGUUUACCUGAAUGGGGACGGCACAGGGCGUGGGACCCAUCUGUCCUUGUUCUUUGUGGUGAUGAAAGGACCCAAUGACGCGCUUCUGCGAUGGCCCUUCAACCAGAAGGUAACCCUGAUGCUUCUGGAUCAGAACAACCGGGAGCACAUCAUCGAUGCCUUCCGACCCGAUGUGACCUCCUCCUCCUUCCAGCGACCCAUCACGGAAAUGAACAUUGCCAGUGGCUGUCCGCUGUUCUGCCCCGUCUCCGUGAUGGAAGCCAAGAACUCCUACGUGCGUGAUGACGCCAUCUUUAUUAAAGCCAUCGUUGAUCUCACGGGCCUCUAA